AGUCGCUAAAGACCGUCCGUCGAAUCUCCGGCCGAGGCAGUGAAAAUCCGAAGGAAAACAGAAAGACGUCGACGGGUGUGGUGGUGUCUGCAUGGCAGCUGCGGCGAACGAAAUGGAUUACACAAACUUUCCUAACCUAUCGCUUAUUGAAUCACCGAACCGAGAUGCGUGCCUGGUGCUGAACAAGACAAAGAUUCUCAUCAACCUGUACGAAGGCAUCCCGGAAACGCUGCUGCUGAACGUGAUAGCGUGGUUCUUUCUGAUACUGCUGUUCACGCUGCUGCGCCAGCAGGCCUGGGACUAUGGGCGCCUGGCGUUGGUCAACAGUCACGGCGAAAACAAGCGCUGGACGCAGCUUUUCUACGCUCAUGGCAAUGUGCCCGGAGGGGGAAGCGGGGCGAGCGAAACGUCUGACACACUCAACAGUCUUAGCAUUGAUCGGGGCUUUUUCUCGUGGAUUGUGGCCACGUUUCGGCUGACCAAGGAGCAAAUCCUUACGCACAGCGGCCCGGACGCGGUGCACUACCUGUCAUUCCAGCGGCACCUGAUGCUGGUGAUGGGCAUCAUGACCGUCAUCUCGAUCGCCAUCAUCCUUCCGAUCAACUUUGCCGGUACGUUAAGCGGCGACAAGAACUCUUUUGGGCACACGACCAUCUCGAACCUCGAGCCCGACUCGCCGUCAACAUGGGCACACGUCCUGUUCGCGAUCGCUUACGUGCCAAUGGUAAUGCUCAUCAUGCGCCGCGCUUCCGGCCGGAAUGCCUUCAAGACGGCUCCGACGCGCACGAUCAUGGCAACCAAUAUUUUGCAAGGUGACUGUAGCAAAACGGUGGUGCGCACGUACCUCACGCAGCUCUUCCCGGACGUUACGAUCGAGGACAUUCAGCUGGCGUACAACAUAUCGAGUUUGAUCAAGGCGGCCGAAGAGUACGAGCGCACUGUUGAAGCGAGGAUCUACUGCGAGGCGCACCGCACUCGCGACGCGAUCGAAGCGAAACCGUCCUGCUUCAGCUGUGAGAAGGUGGACGCGCUCGAGUACUACAAAGACGUGGAAGCGCGCCUAGCGGGAGAGGUUGCGCGACUGCGGGCGUCAGCCCUCAAUGAACCGCUCGGUAUUGCGUUCGUGACGCUCAACUCGGCCCACGAAGCGCAGCACGUGAUGCUACACUUUAAGCCGGGCACGUAUCGCGAGUGGAACCUCUCGUUUGCCCCGGCACCGUCGGACAUUUUCUGGGAGAACCUCAACAUCGACACCGCUCAGUGGUACUGCAAGUGGGCGACAGUGAACUUUGCCCUCUUUCUGUUCCUCUUUUUCCUCACUACGCCCGUCAUCAUCGUCAAUCAGCUCGAUACGUUUUCGCUGACGAAGAACACCACGACGCAGAUCAGCAAAAUCAGUCCACUGGUGUCGGAAUUCCUGCCGACGCUGCUGCUCUGGUCGCUGUCGGCCUUAAUGCCCGUCAUUGUGGCGUACUCGGACACGUGGCUGUCACACUGGACACGCUCGCGGCAGAACUAUCUCAUCAUGACCAAAACGUUCGGUUACCUGCUGUUCAUGAUAUUGAUACUGCCGUCGCUGGGGCUUACGAGUGCCCAGGCGCUGCUGCAGUGGACGAUCGAAUCGAACGAAACGUACCGUUGGGAGUGUAUCUUUCUCCCGGACAAGGGGGCCUUUUUCGUCAAUUACAUCAUCACCGCCGCCUUCAUCGGCACGGCACUUGAGCUGAUUCGCUUUCCCGAUCUCAUCUGCUACCUGUGGAAGCUGGCUACAGCAAAGUCCCGCGCCGAAACACCAUUCAUUCGCAAGUCGAUCCUGAUUACGUUCCCGUUCGGCAUACACUACGCGUGGAUGGUGAUGGUGUUUACCACCAGCACCGUCUACAGUCUCGCUUGUCCGCUGAUCAUGCCGUUCGCCAUGGUUUACAUCACGCUGAAGCACUUUGUCGAUAAGCAUAAUCUGUUCUUCGCGUUCGCCCCGUCCAACAUGAUCAGCCAGGGGAGCGGGGGCAAGAUCCACAGCACCGCCGUGACCAUGACCAAAUUUGCGGUCGUGCUGCUGCUGCUCAUUAUGGCGGCCCUAGCGACGGUGCGCACCGGAAGGGUUGAGCUGCGCGGUGUCGUACUGAUUCUGGCACUCUGUCUCACGCUCGUCAUAUUUGCCUGCAUGUCACCGAUUAAACGGUGCACUACCAAGCCGCUGCGCAUCGUUGAAACGGAUGGGCCCGCCCCGAUCUACGUUGCCGACGUACUGAUCAAUCGGCGCAUGGUGUCGGACAGUCCGUCCCAUCUGAGCUACGGUUCCGACACCACCAUGAACAUUGUGAUGGACGACGCCGGGUUUAGCGUGACCGCGUAAACGGUCUUCGCCCUGUCAAUGUGUCCCUCGUUCUUCCCGGGAAGGCUCUAGCAGGAUGAUGAUUGAAAGUGAUAUUAAAUGUUUAAGAUUAGUUGCGGGCGUACACUGCAGUAUUCCAUGUCUUAUGCCGCGCAACCUUCGAAUCGAAACCAAAUGUGCAACCUAAAUCACCUUACAAGUCAGGCAAUUUCGGGUACGCUUUCGCUUCGCAGAACUGUUCCCAGGCGUUCGGCAAGCAGCUCGAGCAACCACAGCCAGUUGUUCCGUCGAGUAGAAUUUGGAUGCCUGUAAGACAGAUUUCUGCGUUACGCAAUCCAUUCCUGUUCGCACGGGGUCUGUCAAUUCGUACAGUCCCAACCAGACGAAGAUAACUGGCGAUGUGUUUGUUUUAUACCAGUGACUACAAAGCCACGUGUAUCUAGUAUCCUAACGAGCUAGUAACUCCUAAAAGGAGCUCCAUUUUAAAGCACUACUGGACCGAACCACAGAUUUUUUUACAUCUACUCUGGCGAGCCUAACAUUACAAAGGGCAAAAUGUUAUAUUUUCCCCCGAGCGGCUUUUUUUUCUAGUGGAGAUUAUGCUGUACGGAACUUAUAUGUUAUUUGUAAGAGAUUUACACCCUAUUUAAGGA
This is a messenger RNA of Anopheles cruzii, 2988 nucleotides long. It is a transcript of the gene Tmem63, whose product is annotated as CSC1-like protein 1. Bases 92 to 2356 code for a protein of 754 amino acids. The transcript is spliced from 2 exons. NCBI's taxonomy places the organism in Eukaryota, Metazoa, Arthropoda, Insecta, Diptera, Culicidae. Gene Ontology annotation, cellular component: plasma membrane. The record is from RefSeq and is a predicted model, not a curated record. Gene Ontology annotation, molecular function: calcium-activated cation channel activity.